Molecule: messenger RNA, 808 nt
Organism: Pieris napi
Lineage: Eukaryota; Metazoa; Arthropoda; Insecta; Lepidoptera; Pieridae
Product: proteasome subunit beta type-2-like
Exons: 4
Coding region: 66-692 (208 amino acids)
Biological process (GO): proteasomal protein catabolic process
Cellular component (GO): proteasome core complex
Source: RefSeq, a predicted model, not a curated record
UUAGACAAGUCACUAUUGACAUUUUAUUUUACUAUAUUUUAUACUUUUUUUUAUAUUUUAAAUCAAUGGCUUCUACUUUACUUCUACAGUGUCUGCUUGGUAUGCAAUGUAAUGAUUUCUCGAUCAUAGCCGCGGACCAGACCAACACACAAAGUAUCAUAGUUAUGAAAGAUGACGAAGACAAAUUGUUGCAAGUCUCGGAUAAAUUACUGAUGGGUGUAAAUGGAGACUCUGGUGAUAUCGCACAGUUCAGCCAGUACAUCAACAAGAACAUGAAGCUGUAUUCCAUAAAGAAUGGAUACCAGCUGGACACAAAGGCAGCGGUUCAUUUCACAAGAACAACUAUGGCGGAUAUUUUGCGAAGAGAAAACCCAUUCAUAUUGAACCUUCUCAUCGCUGGGUAUGAUGAAAAGGAAGGUGGACAAUUGUAUACAAUGGACUAUCUGGCUUCUUGCGUGAGAGUACCAUUCGCUGCUCAUGGAUUCGGUGGCCUGAUGAGUAUCGGCAUUCUUAGUCAGUAUUAUAAACCCAGUCUUAGCGAAGUGGAGGCAUUCGAAGUAAUUAAGCUUUGUGUUAGAGAAAUACACAAGCGACUAUUUAUGAAUCUGCCUAAUUUUGGAGUGAAAACUGUGUCUAAAGAUGGCAUCAAAACUUUACCAACGAUAAGCCAAGCCUCCUUUGUUGGAAAAUGAGAUACUUUGGUAAAACGGUAUUAAGAUAAUAUCACUUCAAAUUAAUUUAAAACCUGAGUUUUUGUGAGAAUAAGAUUUAUAUUCUUAUUAAAAAAUUGUAUGCUAUUGUCUAUAAU